Messenger RNA from Laccaria bicolor S238N-H82, 1250 nucleotides. RefSeq names its product endoplasmic reticulum-derived transport vesicle ERV46. Lineage: Eukaryota; Fungi; Basidiomycota; Agaricomycetes; Agaricales; Hydnangiaceae. The transcript is spliced from 8 exons. Gene Ontology annotation, cellular component: Golgi membrane; endoplasmic reticulum membrane; COPII-coated ER to Golgi transport vesicle. Gene Ontology annotation, biological process: endoplasmic reticulum to Golgi vesicle-mediated transport; retrograde vesicle-mediated transport, Golgi to endoplasmic reticulum. The coding region runs from base 54 to 1250 and encodes 398 amino acids. The record is from RefSeq and is a predicted model, not a curated record.
GAACUUUUUCUUACCUCUUAUUGUGUUCACGGCGCUCGCUGACCUUGCCGACGAUGGACGUCGACUCUUCGCUUCUCGACAAGCUCGAUUCGGCGGUGCCAGCGCCAUUGGCCAAGUUCGAUGCUUUUCCGAAGCUUCCGUCGACUUACAAGACUCGCACAGAGUCACGCGGCUUCAUGACCAUCUUCGUGAUCUUGCUCGCAUUUCUUCUGAUGCUAAAUGAUAUUGGAGAGUAUAUCUGGGGCUGGCCCGAUUUCGAGUUCAGCGUGGAUGACAACAAGUCGAGUUUUUUGGACGUCAAUGUUGACUUGGUGGUAAAUAUGCCCUGCAAAUUCAUAAGUGUGGACCUUCGGGAUGCAAUGGGGGAUCGGUUAUACCUGAGUGGUGGUCUCCGACGUGAUGGGACCGAGUUUAAUGUUGGACAAGCAACGGCGCUGAAGGAACACUCGGAAGCUUUGUCUGCUCGUCAAGCCGUUUCACAGUCCCGGAAAUCCCGCGGCUUGUUCGCCAAUUUAUUCCGAAGAAACAAGUCCAACUUCAAACCAACGUAUAACUAUCAACCACACGGCAACGCAUGUAGAGUCUGGGGUUCUCUUCAGGUCAAACGGGUUACGGCCAAUCUUCACAUCACUACCCUCGGCCAUGGUUAUGCGAGCUAUGAACAUGUAGACCAUAACCAGAUGAACCUCUCGCACGUCAUCACAGAGUUCUCAUUCGGGCCUCAUUUCCCCGACAUUACCCAACCACUGGAUAACUCUUUCGAAUCCACAGACGAACGUUUCGUAGCAUACCAAUACUUCCUACACGUCGUCCCGACAACCUACAUCGCCCCCCGUUCCGCGCCCCUCCAAACCCACCAAUACAGUGUAACGCACUACACUCGCGUAAUGCAACAUAACCAAGGCACUCCAGGCAUCUUCUUCAAGUUCGAUCUAGACCCACUCGCAAUAACACAACACCAACGAACCACAACCUUCCUCCAACUCCUCAUCCGCUGUGUCGGCGUCAUAGGCGGAGUAUUCGUCUGCAUGGGGUACGCCAUCCGAAUCACCACACGCGCAGUAGAGGUAGUGAGCGGCGCAGACCAAACUCCAGGGAUCGUCGCCGCCGAAGCAUCCGGCGCCAAAGUGGGACUCAGAUCGAAAUGGGGCGGGGGCGAACUCCGGGCUCGACCCAACACCGGCAAGAUGGUUCCUCAAGGGAAUUACUAUCUAAAAAUCCGAAUUCUGAGUGAGUUGGGCAAGUCCUAG